Auxenochlorella protothecoides is the source of this 378-nucleotide messenger RNA. RefSeq lists its product as hypothetical. The coding region runs from base 1 to 378 and encodes 125 amino acids. NCBI's taxonomy places the organism in Eukaryota, Viridiplantae, Chlorophyta, Trebouxiophyceae, Chlorellales, Chlorellaceae. The record is from RefSeq and is a predicted model, not a curated record. The transcript has a single exon.
AUGCGCCUCCUGCCCAGCCUGGCCGCCCGCAACCUCGUCAGCCUCGCGCCGCCCUUUCUUCUUGCGGGCCUUCAGCCCCAGCUCCCCCAGCACGUCCUCGCUGCGCGGCCGCUCUGCCUCGCCCAGCUUCUCCUUGACCACCGCGUACGCCUUGGCCACCAGCAGCAGGUUGGGGUCCAGGUCGGCGUCGUGCGCCUCCAGCAGCUCGAUGAGCGGGGCCGCCAGCGGCGCCAGCUCCCGCGUGAAGAAGGAGAAGGCGUGGCCGUCGGUCGCCAGCCGCCCUGUUCUUCCCACCCUGGAGGAGCAAGGAGAGGGGCACAGUUGGAGUCUUGGCGCAGGAAGUGCGAGGGCUCGAGAAAUCUGUGCGCGCGCAGCUAA